Messenger RNA from Ruditapes philippinarum (Manila clam), 2048 nucleotides. RefSeq lists its product as uncharacterized. The transcript has a single exon. The coding region runs from base 277 to 1350 and encodes 357 amino acids. Lineage: Eukaryota; Metazoa; Mollusca; Bivalvia; Venerida; Veneridae. The record is from RefSeq and is a predicted model, not a curated record.
AAUGAUAUUAUGUUUUAAGAAAUAAAGUUUAUUAUCGUCACUAAUAUUAUUUUCGGACAACAGCAAUAAAACGUCACGUCUGUCACGUGAUUUGUUGCGUAAUAUGAAUAUUUGAAAUAUAUAUAUAAUAUUUCGGAAAAUCUGCAAGGUUAAGAAACUUUUAUAAGAGAGCACAUUUAAGUGCAUAUUAAAUCAUUCGGGAAUAUCAUAUCAGCAUAUAUAAAUCUGUUGAAAAAGGAAGAAUAUGUUUCAAUACUAAAUAUAACAGAAUUGGGCAUGGAUAUAAAACCAUCAAAUAUUUUCUACAGUCAUGACACGAUCAUGUAUAGAUUUCGUAAGAAGAAGAUCGGACGAUGGGGAAGAAGGAAUCAUUAUGCAGGCGGAAUACCAAUCGGAGAAACUUUAGACCAACUUUGUAAUGGUAGGUGCCAAUUAUCUGACAUUCCAAAAAUAACCAUAACAAAAAAAGACGGUAAAUGGCACACACUUGAUAACCGACGGCUGUGGGUAUUUCACCAUUAUGAGGCUUACUUAAACAAACAAGGUAAAAGUUUAACUGUGCCUGUCGAUAUUGAAGAAUAUAACGAAGCAAACCACGGAAACAAUUUUACAACUCAGGACGGAGGGGUAACAAUAAAAAUAAAAGAUGGUGACGACCCAACUGGAAACAUGUAUAAUCAGAUUGUGCCGGUAACUCCAAAAGUUGAAGAGCAAAGUCAUGAACAUAUAUCACGCGAAGAAAAGGUGGAGGAAGAAAACAGUUCAAAUGAAAACAGAGAUGUAAAGAGUACAACUGGUUUUGAAUUGUCAACAGAAAAUGAGAUCGAAUGUGAUAAUACGUCGGGACUUCAAACUGUAUGCGGCUUGAUUAGUUUUGAAAAAGAAGAGCAAAAGAGUCUCAUCGCUGACACCAAUGCUGGCAUCUUUGAUACUGCGAAAACAAAAAUUGGUCAGGCAGAUGGUGAAAUAAUAGCGCCCACUACCACGGGCAUUAUCUCCAGUAUAGAAGUGAAGAGUAUGGAACGUUCAGCCGAUGUUGAGAUAGCAGACUUAAAUAAAACAAACGACAUCAUCAAUGAAGAAAUCGCAGAUGAAAAUACCAGAGACUCGUCAAAUGAAGGGAUAGUGGAAUGGAACGGUAUUACCAACGUAACCAAAGGCGAUGUAACAGAAAUGAAAAGUACAACCUUAAGCCGAGAUAUAAGUACAGAAUCGUCAGAGUACGUGACAACAAUAGAGGCUGAAGCAAACAAAGAAGUUCAGACAAAAAAGAGAGGUUUUGCUUUACCUGCAACACUCGAUUCUGAAUAUGAAUCCCUUUGUAAACGACAGAAACCGGAUAAUAAUUAAAAGAUUCGCUAUUACAAUUUUAAUCAUGUGUUGACGAACAAUACACAUUCAGAAUACUCAAAGGUUUGAUUGCUUGGAAAUCUGGUUUUUAUUAUUAGACACUGGUAUUGUGUCUACUUGGACUUUUGACAAUAUAAGAAUCUAUUUUCAUUCCAAACUUAUUCGGUCAUCGAAUAUUUUGUAUCGAGUACUUUUAGCAAUUUGUUAAGCGUGUAAAUGAAUGUAACACAUCCAUAAAAGCUAAAAUACACUAGGCUAUAUUCGUCCGAUUCCGUAUCCGAUAUUUAUUUAGAAUGAAAACGUUGACAUAAUUUAAUUGUAAAAAGCGACUUUAGUUAGCUUAAGGUUUACUUAGGAAAUAUACAUGUACGUAUAUCAAUUUUGAGUGCGUUUCUGUAGAAUAAUGCAUGGUUCGAGUUAAAUUGUGCAGGAAUGAAGCAGGCCAAUAAUUAAACCGUUCUUUAUUAUGCUACACGGAAUGACAAUUGAUAUGUAUUACCGGUCUAACCAGAUUAUAUAAAUAUAAUUUAUAAAAAUAUAUGAUGAACCAAAUUGAGUGGAUAAGUAAUUUUCCUGACAUAAUUAGGUUUAAUGACGUCAAAUUAUAUUUCAUAGGACGUGAGCCAUUCCUUUUUAAGCCGUGCAUAUAUCGUGUAUCACACAACAAUGUCGCUUUUACGACUCCACAAAUAACGGUA